CCGGAGGAAUACACGCAACAAGACGUUUCUUCCUCUCCGAUAGCUUUAACACCUGAAACGAGUCGAUUAUCUGCCGCACACUCAGCUGAGCGCUAACAGCACACAAGACGAUCAAUCGAUUGAUUAAACACUUUUGUUACACCUUUAACACUUUCCGGUAAAGUUCUUUUUUUCUUUUUGAUGGGAGGUCAUGAGCGAACAACAGUCUGUUGAUUCCUCUGCCUAAUCAAUCAGCCGCGAUGGAGCAGUUGAAGACUUCGUGUUUCUGCUCGGGUUUAUGGUAGUUAUUGAUCUAUCGUUGAUGAUCGCGGAGUGAAUGUACCCUCGCACUGACAUGGAUCUUCAGGUGAUCGUGUGGCUGUUCUACUGCUUUCUGCUGCCCACUGUGCUGUUAACAGCUUGUCUUUUUCGCUACAACAUCCUGUCGCUGGUUUACUUCCUCUACCUGCUCCUUCUGCCGUGGUUCCUGUGUCCCAACAAACACACAAUCAGAGGUCACACAGGUCGGUUUAUCAGAGCGGUAUUCUGUACCAGUCUACUAUUUGUCCUGGCACAUAUCUGCUUCCAGACAGUACUAUACACAUAUCCUCCUCUCAACAUCGCCAUGGGUGAUAACUGUUCACAAUGGGACAGCAUAAGUAGACAUAUUGGACUGUCCAGGUUUCCCCUGGAUGAUCCCUGGAGUGUGUUGUGCCUUGUGUGUCCUGAUUUGGGUGUGUGUAUGGUUGCCUUGACAACAAUCAUCCUCUGCAGAAGAUUGGUCAGAAACAGAGAAAUGGUGGCUGCUGCCAACAUUACAUCGCUGGAAGAUGAUCCAACAGACAAAAUUACAGAUGAUGAAGAGGAAGAGAUGUCAGAAGAUGAAUAUAAAGAAGAGGGGUCAUUACAUGGUGACCCUGAAGAGGAGAUUUCUACAUCAACCAGAGCUAAACAGCUGGCUGAGCGUCUGAAGGCCACAGCUCGGAAAGUUCUGCGAGACUUGGGGAGAGUCUUGGCCAUCAGCCUGCUGGCUUUGGCUGGCAUCACACUGCCCUCUGCCUUCUCAGCCAUCUAUUUCCUGCUGUUCAUCGGUGUGUGCACAUGGUGGGCGUGCCACCUUCCCAUCAGUCACCUUGGUUUCAAUGCACUAUGUGUGAUGGUGGGCUUCUUCACCUCUGGUCACAUGGUUUGUCUGUACUUGUACCAGAGUCUGCUGGCCCAGGCCCUGUUCCCCCCACACAGUUUGUGGGCCAGACUCUUUGGUCUAAAGGAUAUCAUCAAACCAGAAAACUGCUCCUCGACCUAUGACCUCAACCUUAAUACUCAUCAUGAUUGGCCAGUUUAUGUCAACCCAGGAAUACUGUUCCUUCUUUACAUUACCAUAGCAACCGUUCUCAAGACAGGAUGUCAUGGAACACCUAACCAGCAGGUUGAGGAGGAACAGAAGCAGGAGAAAAGGGAAGUAUUAAAGGAGGAGAUGGUGGAGUUACAGUCAUGGACUCAACAGAAGGAAGAUGACACACAGCUCAUGCUCCUUUCUAUGGGAACAGAAAGCAGCGGCGGAGGAAAUGUGGCUGGAGAUAGUCCGCCAGAUCUGGGUGUCAAUGGUGCCCCCAGUGACCAGCAGAGUGAAAGUCCGUUUUUCCUGCUUGGAAAGGUGGUCAUGCAGCAGAGCUAUGUCUGUGCUCUCAUAGCCAUGAUGGUUUGGAGCAUCACGUACCACAGCUGGUUGACAUUUGUGCUGCUGCUGUGGGCUUGUCUUAUCUGGAUCCUGCGUGGCAGACGGCAUGCAGCCACACUGUGUUCCCCUUUCAUCCUCCUGUAUGGCCUGGCUCUGUGCUGUCUGCAGUAUAUCUGGGCCAUGGAGCUUCAGCCUGAACUGCCCACCACUGUGGGAACCAUGAGCCUCAGGCAACUGGGACUGGACAGAGCCCAGUACCCCUGUCUAAGACUGGGAGCUAUGCUUCUGUUCACUUUAACCUUCUGGCUGUUGGUACGUCAGUCAGUGAAGGAAAACUUCAGCAAGAAGAGGAAAAUGGCCACACCACUACAGGAAGUUACUACAGGAGAAGAGGAAGGUGGUAAUGAAUCGGUGCUGAAGGUUCUGGGAGGCAUGGUGAUGAGCUGUUAUGCCAAAUACUGGAUCUAUGUGUGUGGAGGGAUGUUCAUCAUGGUCUCCUUUGCUGGAAAGCUUGUUGGAUACAAGAUCAUCUACAUGCUGCUGUUCCUGAUCUGCCUCUGUCUCUAUCAGGUGUACUAUUCUCUGUGGAGGCGUCUGUUGAAGCUCUUCUGGUGGCUUGUUGUGGCCUACACCAUGCUGGUUCUGAUUUCCAUCUACACUUACCAGUUUGAAGACUUCCCUGGAUACUGGAGAAACUUCACUGGUUUCACAGAAGAACAGCUGGCAGCAAUUGGUCUGGAGACAUUUGCUCUGUCCGAACUCUUCAGCAGUAUUCUGAUCCCAGGCUUCUUCCUACUGGCCUGUAUUCUGCAGCUGCACUAUUUCCAUAAACCCUUCAUGAGAAUCACAGACCUGGAGCAUGUUACACCUAUACGCAAGAAGAAGAACAGUGAGAGGACUGAAGAGAAUGAUUCUGGUAAUGUGGGGGUGAACUUUGAAGAGGAGCACCUGGUGACUAACAUCGAUGAGGAAUCUGAAGAUGAAGUGAUGAUUCCCAGUAAGUGGGGUCUGGUGAUGGACAGGUUACUGGUUCUGUCCAGAAGGUUCUCUGACAUUCUCACAGAGGUCCAAGUAUUUCUUUGGAGGCUUCUGGAACUCCACAUCUUCAAGAUGGUGGCCUUCUUCUCUGUGUGGGUUGCACUUGAAGAGCCAUCAGUGAUGAACCUAGUCUUGGUGGUGUUGUGGUCUCUGGCAAUACCAUACGGUCGCUUCGGGCCCAUGGCUUCCUGUCUGUCUACAGUCUGGGUUUGUGUCAUCAUUGUGUGUAAGAUGCUGUACCAGCUCAGUGUUGUCAACCCUGUUGAGUACUCCAGUAACUGCAGCCUGCCUCUAACAAAUGAAACAAAUCUGUUGCCAGAGGAGAUGUUGAACUCCUCUCUGUAUAAGGAGCCAGUGGAUCCAGCCAAAUGGUUUGGCAUCAGGAAAGAUGCCACUGUACUAGGAUACAGCAAGAACCAUUUAAUAGUUCUGAUGUUGUUGGUGUUUGAGGCGACAGUGUAUCGUCACCAAGCUCAUCACUACCGUCAGCUCCAACGAUCUCCCCCCACCAUCCCUGCUCUAUUUCCCACUGCCACCAGGGACACUCUAGACCAGGGCCUGAUACCCUGCUUCAAGUACCUACUCAACUACACCUUCUACAAGUUUGGAUUAGAGAUUUGCUUCCUGAUGACGGUAAAUGUGAUUGGCCAGCGAAUGAACUUCUUGGUGAUAAUCCAUGGCUGUUGGUUGGUAGCCAUGUUGGUGAGGCGGAGGCGUGCAGCAAUUGCCAGGAUCUGGCCCAGAUAUUGUCUCUUCCUGUCCAUCUUCAUGAUCUACCAGUAUCUACUGUGUGUGGGCAUACCGCCUGCUCUUUGCAUAGACUACCCAUGGCGAUGGAACACUCCAGUGUUGAUGAACUCAGCUCUCAUUAAAUGGAUCUAUCUGCCUGACUUCUACACUGUACCUAAUUCUAAAAACCUCAUAGCGGACUUUGUGCUGCUGAUGUGUGCAUCCCAGCAGUGGAAGGUGUUUGAGUGUGAGCACACGGAGGAGUGGAUGGUUCUGGCAGGGGAGAACACGGAUGACCCUGAACCGAUGGAAGGUCGAUUCUUUAACCCUGCACCCAACUUUAUUGACUGCAGGAGCUACCUGGACAUGGCUAAAGUUUUGGUGUUUCGUCACCUCUUCUGGUUUGUGCUGUCAGUGGUCUUCAUCACCGGAGCCACCAGGAUCUCUGUGUUUGGAUUGGGCUACCUGCUCGCCUGCUUCUUUUUUCUGCUGUUUGGGACCCAGCUUUUGGUCAAACAAUCCAGGACCCGCCUCGCCCUGUGGGACUGUCUCAUCAUUUACAACGUGGCAGUCAUUAUAUCUAAAAAUAUGUUAUCAAUCCUGGCAUGUGUGUUUGUGUUUGAGAUGCAGAAGGGCUUUUGUUGGGUGAUUCAGCUUUUUAGCCUGGUUUGCACAGUCAAAGGAUACUACGACCCGAAGGGAGUGAGUGACAAGACCUGCAGCCUCCCAGUAGAAGAGGCAGGGAUCAUCUGGGACAGUAUCUGCUUUCUCUGCCUUUUGCUGCAGAGGAGGGUCUUCCUCAGUUUCUACUUCCUGCAUGUGGUGGCAGAGCUGCAGGCUUCUGCCAAACAGGCCUCAAGGGGGUUUGAGCUCUUCAGAGCUAGUAUCGUGAAGAACAUUAAGUUCCACCAACAAGCUGAGAAGAAAUCUCUGUCACAGCUGAAGAGAUCGAUGCAGAGAAUUCGCUCCAAGCAGCAAAAGUACAAAGAUGGACACAAAACAAAUGAAGAUUCCAACAAGAGUCAGACUAUUGAGACCCAGACAGACAAGAAGAAGCCCAGGAAGACAAAAUGGUACCAGCCAUGGCUGGACCAUGCUACAGUGCUCCACUCAGGAGAGUACUACCUCUUUGAAUCAGACAGUGAGGAUGAAGAGGAGCUACACUCUGAAGAACAGAAGCCUCAGAAACAGACUGCUAGUCAGUUGGCAUACCAGGCGUGGGUGACCAGUGUGAAAACAGCUUUGAGAGAACGUCAGAGACGGCAGAAAUACUUGAGGAGGAUUGAGAUAAAAGAGAGAGAAGGAAGAGUGGAUUCCCAACAAGACCCUUCCUCCGUGAUCGGCUGUGGGGAGAAUGACGUGUUUGAAGAGCUUGUCACUCAGGAGGAGGUAGAGGAGCCAGAGGAACAGGAGUCUGGUCAUGGUGAGAUGGUUCAGAGGAUUUUGGAUAUCCUGCGCUUCUUAUGGGCCAUAGUUCUGGCCAUGGUGGAUGGACUGACUCAGUGGCUCAACCUGCUGACCAAACAGUACAGAGAGACAUCUACCGUUCUGUGCAAUGAACGUUAUUUCAUCAUACACAAGAUACAGCAACAUCAUACCACCGCAGACGUCACAGAUGACCAGGUGUCUCAGGGCAGUGAGAGUCCCACACUGGAGACCUCUUUGGAUGAGACUGAUGCAGAAAACUUAACCAGAUACAGCUGCCUGGAGGUGGAUAGCAGGGGUGUGACAGGCCAAUCUACUCCCAGGCCAAGGCUCAACAGCGCUGGGAACCUCUUGAGUCCAGAACCUCAAUCCAGCAGGAUGGAGCUGGUAUCAGUCUCAUCCAAACAACAACACAGACACUCCAGAACAGCCAGCGAGCUACUGGGAGACAGGCAGUUCUUCAUUGAGGAACUGGAACAGAGCAGAGAGUUCUAUAACAACCAAAACCGUCUGCUGAAGCUGCUGUUUGCCAUGUACAACCUGCUGGCAGCUAACUCAGAGCUAGUCUGCUAUUUCAUCAUAGUGUUAAACAAUGUGGUCAGUGCCUCUGUGAUAUCACUGGUCCUGCCCAUAUUGGUGUUCCUAUGGGCUAUGUUAGCUGUUCCAAGACCAACCAAGAGGUUUUGGAUGACUGCUAUAGUUUACACAGAGGUGAUGGUGAUAGUGAAAUACCUUUUCCAGUUUGGAUUUUUUCCCUGGAACAGUGUUUAUGAGAUGACUCUGAACGAAGACAAACCUUUCUUCAUACCUCGAAUCCUGGGCCUGGAGAAGACUGACAACUACAUCAAAUAUGAUCUUCUUCAGCUGCUGGCUCUGUUCUUCCACAGAUCCCUGCUCAUGCGUUAUGGCCUGUGGGACCACGAGGGCCCCCUAGAGGAGCAGAGCCCCUCAUCAGAAAGUUGUAGAAAUGAAGGAAAAACUAGAGACGAAGAUGAAGAUGGAAGGAAAAAGGAAGGAGAAGGAGAAGAGGAGGAGGGCAGAGACAGCUCAAUAUCCAUCCUGGAAAACCUGGAAACUGAACUGGACCAUCCUAAAAUGGAUAAUGUGGACUAUGCUGAACCAAGUACCAGCUCAGCUGCUGCUACCCCACAACCUCCUGCAGUGGAACCAGUACCCACUGGGUCAAAAGAUGGACAGGAAACUCUGUUUGGGUCUAAGGACAUGUCGAAUCGCAGUUGCUUGAGGGAAGAUAACGUGAACGGAGACAAUGACAUGGUGAUAGAGGACAUUCCAAAGAAGAGCAGUAGUAUCCGCUCCCGCAAGAAACCUAAACAACCCAAACAAUGGUGCAGCAAAGUGGACCUCACGACUGAGACUGCUGAUCCCCAUGAAGAACCAGUGAAGAAAAAGCAGAAAGGCUUGAGGAGAGAAGCAGCCAGUCAAAAACUGCUCGCUGUUGGACACAAGAUAAAGAAUGUCUUCAUCUCUUGUAUUCAGAGUGUUUACAGGCCGGCUCAGAGCUUCUUCAGGGGUAUUCUCCAUGCUGAGUAUCGAGCUGCCACCGAUGUCUAUGCUCUCAUGUUCCUGACUGAUGUCAUCGACUUUAUUAUCAUCGUCUUUGGGUUUUGGGCUUUUGGGAAACACAGUGCAGCAGCUGAUAUAGCCUCCACCCUAUCAGAGGACCAGGUUCCUGAGGCCUUUCUAGUGAUGCUACUCAUCCAGUUCAGCACCAUGAUCAUUGACAGAGCCUUGUACCUGCGCAAAGCCGUCUUGGGAAAACUCAUCUUCCAGGUGACCCUUGUGUUUGGGAUCCACCUGUGGAUGUUUUUUAUCCUACCUGCUGUCACUGAAAGGAUGUUCAAUCAGAACUUUGUGGCCCAGCUCUGGUACUUUGUCAAGUGUAUUUACUUUGGCCUGUCAGCCUAUCAGAUUCGUUGUGGAUACCCUACUCGUAUCCUUGGAAACUUCCUCACCAAGAAAUACAACCAUCUUAACCUGUUUCUCUUCCAAGGGUUUCGUUUGGUGCCAUUCCUGGUGGAGCUGCGAGCAGUGAUGGACUGGGUUUGGACUGACACCACUCUGUCUUUAUCAAACUGGAUGUGUGUGGAGGACAUUUAUGCCAACAUCUUCAUCAUUAAAUGCAGCCGUGAGACAGAGAAGAAAUACCCACAGCCUAAAGGGCAGAAGAAGAAGAAGAUAGUGAAAUAUGGCAUGGGUGGACUCAUCAUCUUCUUCUUGAUCUGCAUCAUCUGGUUUCCCCUUCUCUUCAUUUCAUUGGUCAGAUCAGUGGUGGGUGUCGUCAACCACCCCAUCGAUGUCACAGUGACUGUUAAGCUGGGAGGAUAUGAGCCCCUGUUCACCAUGAGUGUGCAGCAACAAUCCAUCCAGCCCUUCACAGAGGAUGAAUAUGACCAGCUCACAAAAAAGUUUGGAGACAAUGCGGUAGCCAUGCAGUUCAUCACUCUCUAUAGUUAUGAGGACAUUGUGACAGCCAUGAUCGAAGGCAGUUCAGGAUCAGUAUGGAGGAUCAGCCCACCCAGCAGACAGGAGGUCAUUAAAGAACUACUUGGAAGUCCUGUUGACCUAACACUACGUCUGGCCUGGACCUUCCAGAGGGACCUGGGUAAAGGAGGGACAGUGGAACACACCUUUGACAAACACUCUAUAGACCUGGAACCUGGGAACCCAGUCAGAGCAGAUCUAGCCUCAUUACUGGUUGGCAAUCGCACUGGGCCUGUGCAUGUUCCUAAUAUGUUCCCUAACUACAUCCGCGCCCCCAAUGGAGCUGAAGCCAAACCAGUCAGUCAGCUACAUAAAGGUAAUGAAGAUGGUUACCUGAAUAUAACGCUGUCCCUGAAGAGUGACAGGUCUCUGAACAGCAUUGGGAACCAGGAGUGGUGGGACAUUGCCAUCGCAGGCUGUGCCCCCACCUCAUGUGGGGUUCUUCCCAUGGUCAUAUUCAAUGAUAAAGUCAGUCCACCCAGCCUGGGUUUCCUGGCUGGAUAUGGGAUCAUGGGUCUGUAUGUGUCUGUGGUCUUAGUUAUUGGCAAGUUUGUGCGAGGAUUCUUCAGUGAGAUCUCCCACUCCAUCAUGUUUGAGGAGCUGCCCUGUGUGGACCGCAUCCUGAAGCUCUGCACAGACAUCUUCCUGGUACGUGAGACAGGAGAGCUGGAGCUGGAAGAGGAGCUUUACUCCAAAUUGAUCUUCCUCUAUCGAUCUCCAGAGACUAUGAUCAAAUGGACUAGGGACAUCCACAGUCAAGACCAAGACAGAUACUGACCAACUGUUUGGUUCUAAUACAAUGCAGUGAUUUCUAAAGCACAAUGCAAAAAUGUCCAGGGGACAGCACAUGCACUCCUUAGCAUGGUGGACAUUGACUUAAAGCCAAGGAGACACAUGUAAGGAGAAGUAAUAGACAUACUGUAUGAGUCCUCUCCUGUUGAUGGACACCUGUUGCCUGAUACUUUCAUCAGCUACUUUACCCUACAGAUUAUUGAAAGUGUAACUGCAGUCCCACUGUGGAUGGCAACUGUACGUCUGUCUUCCAGGAUUGACCAUAACACCCCUGGAAGAUAAGCAGUCAUAUUGAGCUGUGUUUGUUAAUGGCCAGAGGUCAAAGGUGAAACAAAAGAGACACUUAAUUCACUGUGUGGCUAAAACCUGAAGCUAGUUUCAGGUUGAACCACCUGUAGUUACUGUAUCAGUAUGAUGACUGACUUGCCAUUGAUGUCAAAACAUCCAUUAAUUCUUCUAAAAGGUAAUGUGUGCGGCAGCCAUGUUUGUUUGCUUUGCAUCAUGAAUCAAUAUUGUAUAAAACAGGUCUGAUUUACACGUUUCUACGUAAUUUACGUAAUUUCUCUUGAGAGAGAGAUGUGGAUAUGUGGAUCUUCUGGAUGACAAGUUUGCAAUUUUGGUUCGUACUGCUUGCCUUUGGUUGACAUAUUAUACCCCAAAUCUAUUGACACACACACACACACACACACACACACACACACACACACAUAUAUAUAUAUAUAUAUAUAUCAUACUGCAAUGUCCUGGGCACAUUAAGUGACUGGUUGCUCCUCUAAUCAAAAGUCAUGACACCCCUUUUGACUAGUGUUUGAUUGGAAUGUAUUCAGGUAAAAUGUUGUGAGGUCAAAUUAGAAUGUCUUAUUGAAGCAUAAAUCAUUUUGGGUUUAAGUGA
Chelmon rostratus (copperband butterflyfish) is the source of this 9038-nucleotide messenger RNA. It is a transcript of the gene piezo1, whose product is annotated as piezo-type mechanosensitive ion channel component 1. The record is from RefSeq and is a predicted model, not a curated record. The transcript has 54 exons. NCBI's taxonomy places the organism in Eukaryota, Metazoa, Chordata, Actinopteri, Chaetodontiformes, Chaetodontidae. Bases 317 to 8131 code for a protein of 2604 amino acids.